Molecule: messenger RNA, 336 nt
Organism: Penicillium mononematosum
Lineage: Eukaryota; Fungi; Ascomycota; Eurotiomycetes; Eurotiales; Aspergillaceae
Exons: 1
Coding region: 1-336 (111 amino acids)
Source: RefSeq, a predicted model, not a curated record
AUGUCAAGAUUGACCGCCUUGAAAGAACACCUCCCAUGGAUUCAAACACCCUUCAUAAUCAACGCGCCAAUGAGCGGUAUCGCCAAAAGCAAACUAGCCACCGCCGUGACCAAGGCCGGAGGUCUUGGUCAAAUCGGCUAUCUAGACAAUCUACACGAACUCGCAAACGAGCUCGAGACAGCCAAACAGUCUCUCCUUGAAGCCGAAUUCGAUAUAACAAAAACUCUUCCCCAUCGGUCUCGGUGUUAUAGUCUUUGGAUCACCGCUACAGGCAUGGUUGACAUUAUUCGCAAAUUACAAGCCGGCUGUGGCUUGGCUUUCCUUUGCCGAUACUGA